This is a messenger RNA of Brassica oleracea var. oleracea, 852 nucleotides long. Its product is annotated as glutathione S-transferase T3-like. Bases 1 to 852 code for a protein of 283 amino acids. NCBI's taxonomy places the organism in Eukaryota, Viridiplantae, Streptophyta, Magnoliopsida, Brassicales, Brassicaceae. The transcript has 4 exons. The record is from RefSeq and is a predicted model, not a curated record.
AUGGCUGUGAUACUCUUAACCAAGCAACAUGACUGUGAUGCUCUUGGUGGACUUCUCGUACCCUUUGAGCUCUCGACUGAAGCUCCUCCUCCUGAAUCAUCGUCAAGCAACCAUCAACAAGAUAGUGCUCUUCCUGAACCCUGUCCACAGGGUCCUUAUGCGAGUUUUCCACCUGUUGUGGAGCUCUCUUCAACACAACCCCCUGUCUUCAGUACUGAAACCUCAAGCUUCUGCGAAGAAUCACCUAGAGGACGCAAAGAAAGAAAGAAAUGGUCAGUGUCUGAUGAUCUCGUGCUCAUCAGCGCAUGGCUAAAUACAAGUAAGGACCUUGUGGUCGGGAAUGAGCAGAAAGCAGGUGCUUUGUGGUCACGCAUUGCGGCUUACUAUGCAGCAAGUCCAAAGGUGGAAAGAGGUCAACAGAGAGAGGCCAUUCAGUGUAAGCAAAGGUGGCAGAUGAUGAACGAUCUUGUUUGCAAGUUUUGUGGCUCUUACGAGGCUGCAACAAGACAUAAAACAAGUGGUCAGAGCGAGAGUGAUGUGGUUAAAAUGGCACACCAUAUCUUUUACAACGAUCAUAAGAUUAAGUUUAAUCUUCACCAUGCUUGGGAGGAGCUGAAAAACGACCAGAAAUGGAUAUCCGCAGCGAAAGGAGGAGGUGGUAAGAGACCUAUGGGUGAUCAACUGAGUGCCUCAGAAUUCCAGGGAAUGUGGUCUCUCAAAGAGAAAGACUUGGCGGCUAAAGAGAGGCUUAAAAAGAUGGGUCUGCUGGAGAGUCUCAUUGCAAAGAAAGAGCCCUUGUCUCAGUUUGAGGAAGCACUGAGGGAUAAGCUAAUUACAGAGAUGUUGGGUUAA